UUUCCGUUCGAGUUUGGAUUUUAGGCGCCAUUUUCGAGUGAAGGACCCGGAGCGGAGACGCCGGUCGGAGCGAGGCCCGGGGAGGGGGGUCGGCCGUCGCCCGGUUGGCAGCCCUGCGCGGAGCGGGACCUGCCGACAGCCACCAUGCGGCGUAAGGGCACCAAGCCCUCCUCGGUCUGCCGCCAGGAGGAAGGGCCGCCGCCCUCCCCAGACGGCGCCCACAGCAAUGGGGACCCCGAGCAACCGGACGGCGGAGCGGACAGCGCUGCAGCUGCAGAGACUCCAGGUGAGGAACUUGAUAACAGAAGUUUGGAAGAGAUUUUGAAUAGCAUUCCUCCACCCCCGCCUCCAGCAAUGGCCAGUGAAGCUGGAGCUCCUCGGCUAAUGAUCACUCAUAUUGUAAACCAAAACUUCAAGUCCUAUGCUGGAGAGAAAAUUCUGGGUCCUUUCCAUAAGCGCUUUUCCUGUAUUAUUGGUCCAAAUGGCAGUGGAAAAUCCAAUGUUAUUGAUUCUAUGCUUUUUGUGUUUGGCUAUCGAGCACAAAAAAUAAGGUCUAAAAAGCUGUCAGUAUUGAUACAUAAUUCUGAUGAACAUAAGGAUAUUCAGAGUUGUACUGUAGAAGUUCAUUUUCAAAAGAUAAUUGAUAAGGAAGGGGAUGACUAUGAAGUCAUUCCUAACAGUAACUUCUGUGUAUCUAGAACAGCCUACAGAGAUAACACUUCUGUUUAUCAUAUAAGUGGGAAAAAGAGAACAUUUAAAGAUGUUGGAAAUCUUCUUAGAAGCCAUGGAAUUGACUUGGACCAUAAUCGAUUUUUAAUCUUGCAGGGCGAAGUCGAACAGAUUGCUAUGAUGAAACCAAAAGGCCAGACUGAACAUGAUGAGGGUAUGCUUGAGUAUUUAGAAGAUAUAAUUGGCUGUGGACGGCUAAAUGAACCUAUUAAAGUCUUAUGUCGGAGAGUUGAAAUAUUAAAUGAAAACAGAGGAGAAAAGUUAAACAGAGUUAAAAUGGUGGAAAAGGAAAAGGACGCCCUAGAAGGGGAGAAAAACAUAGCCAUUGAGUUCCUUACCCUGGAAAAUGAAAUAUUUAAAAAAAAGAAUCAUAUCUGUCAAUAUUACAUUUAUGAUCUGCAAAAAAGAAUUGCUGAAAUGAAAACCCAAAAGGAAAAAAUUCAUGAAGAUACUAAGGAAAUUACUGAGAGGAGCAAUAUGCUUUCAAAUGAAAUGAAAGCUAAGAAUUCAGCUAAUUCAGCUGUAAAGGAUAUAGAAAAGAAACUCAAUAAAGUUACAAAGUUUAUUGAAGAAAAUAAAGAAAAAUUUACACAGCUAGAUUUAGAAGAUGUUCAAAUUAGGGAAAAAUUAAAACAUGCUACAAGUAAAGCCAAAAAGCUGGAGAAACAACUUCAAAAAGAUAAAGAAAAGGUUAGUAAAGAACGGGAGAAAGAAGAAAAAAAGUUAAAAGAAGUUAUGGACAGCCUUAAACAAGAAACACAAGGGCUUCAGAAAGAAAAGGAGAGUCAAGAAAAAGAACUUAUGGGUUUUAACAAAUCAGUAAAUGAAGCACGUUCAAAGAUGGAAGUCGCUCAGUCAGAACUUGAUAUCUAUCUCAGUCGGCAUAAUACAGCAGUGUCUCAGCUAAGUAAGGCAAAGGAAGCUCUAAUUACAGCUUCUGAGACUCUCAAAGAAAGGAAAGCUGCAAUUGGAGAUAUAAACACAAAGCUCCCUCAGACUCAACGAGAAUUAAAGGAGAAAGAAAAAGAACUUCAGAAAUUAACACAAGAAGAAAUAAACUUGAAAAGUUUGGUUCAUGAUCUUUUCCAAAAAGUUGAAGAAGCAAAGAGUUCCUUAGCAACGAAUCGAAGUCGAGGGAAAGUACUUGAUGCGAUAAUUCAAGAAAAAAAAUCUGGCAGGAUCCCAGGAAUAUAUGGAAGAUUGGGAGACUUGGGAGCUAUUGAUGAAAAAUAUGACAUUGCUAUUUCAUCCUGUUGCCAUGCACUAGACUACAUUGUUGUUGAUUCUAUUGAUACAGCCCAAGAAUGUGUAAACUUCCUUAAACGACAUAAUAUUGGUGUCGCCACUUUUAUAGGUUUGGAUAAGAUGGCAGUAUGGGCCAAAAAAAUGACCAAAAUUCAAACUCCUGAAAACACUCCUCGGUUAUUUGAUUUAGUGAAAGUAAACAAUGAGGAAAUUCGCCAAGCUUUUUACUUUGCUUUACGAGAUACCUUAGUGGCUGACAACUUGGAUCAAGCUACAAGAGUAGCUUAUCAAAAAGACAGACGGUGGAGAGUAGUGACUCUACAGGGCCAGAUCAUAGAGCAGUCAGGUACAAUGACUGGCGGUGGAAGCAAAGUAAUGAGAGGAAGAAUGGGUUCGUCGGUUAUCGUGGAAAUCUCUGAGGAAGAGGUAAAUAAGAUGGAAUCCCAGUUGGAAAGACAUUCUAAACAAGCAAUGCAAAUCCAAGAACAGAAAGUACAACAUGAAGAAGCAGUCGUUAAGUUAAGGCAUAGUGAACGAGAAAUGAGAAAUACACUAGAAAAGUUCACUGCAAGCAUCCAGGGUCUGUCAGAGCAAGAAGAGUAUUUGACUGUACAAAUUAAAGAACUGGAAACUAAUGUGCUUACUACAGCCCCUGAUAAAAAGAAACAGAAAUUGCUAGAAGAAAAUGUCAGUGCUUUUAAAAAAGAAUAUGACGCUGUGGCUGAGAAAGCUGGUAAAGUAGAAGCUGAGGUUAAGCGAUUGCACGAUACCAUCAUAGAAAUCAACAACCGAAAACUCAAGGCUCAGCAAACCAAACUUGAUAUGAUAAAUAAGCAGCUGGAUGAAUGUGCUUCUGCUAUUACUAAGGCCCAGGUAGCAAUCAAGACUGCUGACAGAAAUCUUAAAAAGGCACAAGAUUCUGUCUUCCGCACAGAGAAAGAAAUAAAAGACACUGAGAAAGAAACAAAUGAUUUAAAAGCAGAAUUAAAAAAUAUUGAAGACAAAGCAGAAGAAGUCAUCAAAAAUACAAAUGCUGCAGAGGAGUCGUUACCAGAAAUCCAGAAAGAACAUCGUAAUCUACUUCAGGAACUAAAAGUCAUUCAAGAAAAUGAACAUGCUCUUCAGAAAGAUGCACUUAGUGUUAAGUUGAAACUUGAGCAAAUAGAUGGCCACAUUGCUGAACAUAAUUCUAAAAUAAAAUACUGGCAAAAAGAGAUUUCAAAAAUAAAAUUGCAUCCUGUAGAAGAUAAUCCUGUUGAGACAGUGUCAGUUCUAAGCCCAGAGGAUCUUGAGGCAAUCAAGGAUCCAGGUUCUAUAACAAAUCAGAUUGCACUUUUGGAAACUCAAUGUCAUGAAAUGAAACCAAAUCUUGGUGCCAUUGCAGAGUAUAAAAAAAAGGAAGAAUUAUAUUUGCAAAGAGUAGCAGAGUUGGACAAAAUUACUUCUGAAAGAGAUAAUUUUAGACAAGCAUAUGAAGAUCUUCGAAAACAAAGACUGAAUGAAUUUAUGGCAGGUUUUUAUGUAAUAACAAAUAAAUUAAAGGAAAACUACCAGAUGCUGACUUUGGGAGGGGAUGCUGAACUAGAGCUUGUGGAUAGUUUGGAUCCCUUUUCAGAAGGAAUCAUGUUCAGUGUUCGACCACCUAAGAAGAGUUGGAAGAAGAUCUUUAACCUUUCAGGAGGAGAGAAAACCCUUAGUUCAUUGGCCUUAGUGUUUGCUCUUCACCAUUACAAACCCACUCCCCUCUACUUCAUGGAUGAGAUCGAUGCAGCCCUGGAUUUUAAAAAUGUGUCCAUUGUUGCAUUUUACAUAUAUGAACAAACAAAAAAUGCCCAGUUCAUAAUAAUUUCUCUUCGGAAUAAUAUGUUUGAAAUUUCCGAUAGACUUAUUGGAAUUUAUAAAACAUACAAUAUUACAAAAAGUGUUGCUGUGAACCCAAAAGAAAUUGCAUCUAAAGGACUUGGCUGAACUUGUAUAUAUUGAAGAUUCUUCACAUUUACCUAGAUUUAGUAUUUCUAGGUUUCUGUCUGUAAAGAAUUGUAAAAAGUACGUUUUCCUCUAAGUUGUGUGAUGACAAGUGGUUUCUGUUUUAUUAGUGAUGUCUAAAAAAUUGUAUUCAGUUCUGUAUCAUAAAAAUGAGUCUAGCUGG
Peromyscus maniculatus bairdii (prairie deer mouse) is the source of this 4123-nucleotide messenger RNA. The record is from RefSeq and is a predicted model, not a curated record. Lineage: Eukaryota; Metazoa; Chordata; Mammalia; Rodentia; Cricetidae.